UACCACGCUUCCAACGUUUCCAACCCUCUCCAGCAAUUCCCCUGCUGCUCAUCGCAAUGGCACCGUACAGCAAAGACUAGGUGUCACCAAAUCAAUGUCGAGGCCGGCAGCUAUGAGCCCAAGCGUGCAGCGAGCGCCCUCGACCUCAGCAUCUUCACGCCGCUCAUCGUCUCGCCAUGCUGCAGAGUCGAGGCCAGUCAUCAACUCUCGCCUCAUCACCCUCUGGACCCAUGAGCCUCCCAACUUUAGCUCACAUGAGAUUGUCCUCAGCCCUGAGCUUCUCGCACAUUUUGGCGUUGUAGGCGAGAAUGAUCUCCUCGAAGUCACCUUUCCUCCUUCCGUCGAGCCAACCUGGCCUACCGAUUCCAAUGGCCGCAAGCGCAGGCAUGGCCACUUCGCGCAUCGGUCCUUUGUAUUUCGAGCCAGUCAAGGCAUCCACGACUCGUCAGAGGCAGUCUCGCGCUCUGGCCAGCUACAGCUCUCCCUCGCCCGCUCCAUCGCUUCAGUCUACGGCUUCCACAAUCGCCAAGAGGUGCUGCUGAGCAAGGUCAGCCGCGAGGACAAUGUCAUCUCUCACGUCGAGCUCUACUUUCGCGACCAGUAUGUCGGCAGAGCAGAUAUGUGGCGCCUUACUACGCUACUUGACGAUACCUGCGUCUACGUGGGCCAGAAGAUUGCGCUGGCUGGCAGCGUGAGAGCUACCGUCGGUCGCAUCUUCAUUCGCGAGCACAAGGUCACGUCCGGCUACGUGGCUCCGCAGACCAAGGCCAUCUUUCGCAGCGAGUCGGCCAAAUACCACCUCUUUUUCCAAUUCGCAAAGGAAAUGUGGGACUUUGACGAAGAUGGAGAGCUCUACUACGAAAAGGCGCUCACGGGCUUCAUACCAGAAUUGCUUCGUCGAUGGAGGAGCGUACCGACGAAUCACGUACUCAGCAUCAUCCUCUUUGCCCGCGUGUACUACGAUGAGGACGAGCUGCACAUGCUCGAUGAAGCCGCUUUACCUGUGCAGAGGGAGCGGUGCGAGAACGGAAGGUGGUACAUAGACUACUAUAAGGUCAUCGUAGAUCUCGAAUCUCGCACAGACUGGAAAGAGGUCAUCUCGAUGCUCAAGGAGGAAUGCUUCCGCUUCCAACACGACAUUCUCCUCAUCGGUCGCCCAGAGGCAGGUCCUGCAGGCGCACCAGAGCAGGAGGAACAACAUGCGGACCUCUUGCGCAGAGAUCGAGCCCUCCUCGCUGGCAAACUUUCCGCUUCGCACGAGGGCAAUAUCCUCGAAGCUGUCAACCUCGCGCUCAAUCCAUUCGAUGAGCACUUUAUCGAUCGCGAUCUCAAUCGUACCGGGCUGGAUCUCGUCAUCCUCACGGCAGGUACGGGCCACUUUCGCGUCGAGAAGAAUCUGUUGCGCUUGACUACGGAAAGGAUGAGCGACAAUGGUAUCGGGCUGGACCUCGUAUGUCUUACGAAGAUGCCGCUGCAUUCGGUGCCACUCUUUCGUUUCUCGAGCACUGUGCCGCCCUUGUCAUCCGGUGUGCCCAAGCGCACGCCAUCACGCAGCGCUGCGCCCACCGCAUCCUCCUCGGCAGCGCCUCCGGACCCGCUCUACGUAGAUGGCGGCACAGGACCGCUUGCAGACUUCUACUCCAUCCCACACUGGAUCGACGCCUCCUUCUACAACUUGCAGCAAGACCAGCCAUUCCGAGCUGAUCGCUUUGUGCCACGCGUCAAGAUGAGAGAGGUCCAGCAGAUUGGCUAUAUGGAGAACGAGAUCAGCGACAUUUCCCUGCCGUACUUGGAAGUUGGCAAGGCAGCAGGCGGAGCGCCACCGGGCAGUCUCGACGACUUGGCUUCACGCGAGCAGCGACGGGCGCUGCGAGAGCGCUUCGACCGCGAGACGUUUAGAGAUCUGGAAAAGACGCCCAGGCGACCGACUACGACGCCCAAUCGGAGCGUUGGCAGCAUCGACAGCCCGCGCAGCGCUGGUGCAGAGCUGCUGUCCAAGACGCCCAAGACGCCGCGCUUUGCCCGGGCGGGUAGACGGCCAGCACUCGAGUCACAUCCAGAAGAUGGGGAGCAUGGCGAGGAUGUGGUUCGCUCUCGCCCGACAAGCGUGGUGGUGUCGGGCUCGCCCAGCAUGAUGUCGCCGAGCAGUUCCUUUUCGUCUCUGAGACCUGCUUCGAUCCGCAGCGUGUCGACGCUCAAUCGUCCAUUGCGGCCGUUGCAGCCUGUGGGCAAGGCAGAAGCUUGGGUUGCUCCCAUGGAGACAAGCGCGGCGGGCAUACACGCCCCCGCAACGAUGGCCUCUUCUUCACUGACUCGCUCUCGUAGCUACAAGCUCGACGCGAGGUGGUUAUGGAACUCGUUGAAGGGAGGCAAGCAGGAGGAGCGAGAGGGAAGUGAGCCGCUUCAGCGUGAACGACCGCCUCAGAUGACUACGUCAGGGUCCGCAGCCUCGCUCCGUAUCCAAGCGCUGCUGAAGCGAUCUGAGUCGCCCAGCCGGUCUUUGGGCCGCGACCACGCCCCGGCGCCUAUCUCAAUCCCAUCCCACGCCAGCAGCACCAGCAGCAACAACAACAACGGCAGCGGGCCUAGCAACACGAGUGGCAGUGGCAAAGAGGGUGACUCGAAUGCACAAGGCGGCGGUGGUAGCGGGAGUGGAGGCGUCGGCUUGGGCGAAGACAAAGCAUCCUCGCACGACUCGCCCGAAGACGAAGAGAGUCGCGCGGCUCGCUACGCCCAGCGCGCCAAGGUGGAGAAGCAGACGCUUGUGAAUCCCUCCAACCCACGCAAGGCUCUAUCGGCCUCCAGCCAACUCCUGAGAUGGCAACACCUCUUCCCACGUCGUCUCAAUCGGCAUGUAGUCAAGUGGCGCUCUAUCACCACUCCGGCCUGCCUACCACUCACAACGCUCUACUUGCCGACGCAACAUGAUCUGGCCGAAAAUUGGGCAGAGUAUCCGCAUAUCCUCUCGAUCUCGUCGGAUCUGGGAAGUUUCCUCGUCAAACGAUCUUCGUCUACCUCACCCGCGCUGGCGGCGCUCAAGGAGAUGACGUCGCAGCGACUGGCGCAGGGGUUCCAGUUCAUUGUACCUGCGGAGAGAUCGUCACAGAGGAGGAGUUCGCCAUUCAGGUUGCGCCACCCGAGCGAGCUUUUCCAGCCUGGGACCUUGACGUCGGGAAACCCAAUUGUGCUGGGUAUGUCGAAUCAAGUCCACCGCCUGACCUACGACCGCGGUGCCGGCGCCAUCAAUGUGGAGCGCUAUAUUCGCAACAAGACGUACGACCUCACGCCCAUCGAAUACAGCUGCUGUGUUUGGCCGCGUCAUCUGCCGGGGUAUCAGACUGUCAAAGCUACCUUUCGAUACCCAGACUACAGGUCGUACGAUUGGACGUAUCUCGAUUCGCUGGUCACGGGCCACGCUGAAGAGCAGACAUUCACCGAAGGGCUCCGCUACUGGCGAACGCGCUUUGUUAUAGUGCCUACGGGCGAUCGUCCGCCCCCAAUGACGGCCACGACGGGCGAGCAGCUGGACGAUGAGGAGAUUCGGCUUAUUGGUAUGGAUCGAUUGGGCGACCUGUUUGCUCGGGCCAGGUGGCGUGGUGCGCGCGGCACGAGCUCCUCGUCGAGCACCGCCGCCCCACUGCGCUUCAUUCCCACUUCACUGGACCCGUCGCAAUGCGUGCACGACGCCGAGUUUAUGCGUCAGGCCGCCGCCAUGGCCGAGGAUGUGCGGGUCGCGAGCGCGAAGCGGCUACUCUCCGAGACGUCGAACGAGGGCAUCGCCGAGGGUAUCGCGACGGGCGUGCCCAUCGAGGAUCGAUUCUGGCAUCGUCACUCCUUCCAGCAAGUCUUCACGGGGGCUGAGCUGACUACGUGGCUCGUUGGAGAGUUCAAGGACGUCAAGACGCGUGAUGAGGCCGUCGAGGUUGGGGAGAAGCUGCGGAAGCAGGGCGUUUUUGAGCAUGUGUUCAACUCUCACGGCUUCUUGGACGGGCAUUACUUUUACUACCUGCGUGGGAGGAAGAGGGCGGCAGGCGCGGCGCCGCACCAGCAGAAGCGCAAGGCUGCCUCACGAGCUCCGCGCUUGUUGAUGUCACGGUCGGCUAUCAUCGAUGUGGACCCGGCACGCAAGUCGGAUCGAGCAGAGACUGCCUUUCUCCACUACGACGUCUCGCACAACCCCGCGAAUGGAUUCAAUGCCCAACUGCACUGGCUGGGCACGACCGCCCGCUUCAUUGAGGAUACGGUGCAAAAUUGGACACGCACCCUGGAGCGCUAUGGUCUGCGUCUGAUCGAAGCGCCCAUCGGCCAGAUCUGCGACGUUGGGCAGCACAAUCCCUUUCAAGCUCCUGUGCCGAUCCAUCUUGCCCUCCCUCCACCAGCGGCAGCGUCGUACGCUCACUUCCUGCCGCCUUUCACGCACGCGGCAGACUACUUUGAGUGGGCAUUGCUAAAGCGCUUUGGCUUCGUGCUCGAUCAGGAGGCGGCGGGGCGCUAUCCGCAGGAUGUCGAGUUCAUCUACCAGUCGAGGCCGAGUCGCUUCGAGUACAGUCAGUUUGUGCAUCGCACGGGCAUCGCCUUUGUGCAGGUUGUGGGUGGGGCGCAGGGCUUCUUGUGGUUGAACAAUCGGCUCUUCAACUCGCAUUUGGGCGUUGGAGGGGGGAGUGGUGGCAGGCAGAGGCGGGGCGGUGGCGGCGGCGGCGGCGGCAGCGCAGCCGUGGAGAUACCCGAUGCUGAUCGAGCAAGGAGGGAGUUUGAGGCAUUCUGUAGUGAUCCCGCUGCGCUACACGCCUUCUACCUCGAGGUGUUGGUGGGCUUGCAGGCUGCGAGUACCGCGGGCGGCGCGGGCGGCGCGGGCGGGGCGCAACACGCAGUGACGGAGUGACUGCAAUGCAAGAGCAUACCAUGUCGAACGUUGUGAUGGG
Molecule: messenger RNA, 4922 nt
Organism: Jaminaea rosea
Lineage: Eukaryota; Fungi; Basidiomycota; Exobasidiomycetes; Microstromatales
Exons: 3
Coding region: 95-4882 (1595 amino acids)
Biological process (GO): negative regulation of TORC1 signaling; positive regulation of autophagy; intracellular signal transduction
Cellular component (GO): GATOR1 complex
Molecular function (GO): GTPase activator activity
Source: RefSeq, a predicted model, not a curated record